Lotus japonicus is the source of this 1787-nucleotide messenger RNA. RefSeq names its product ent-kaurenoic acid oxidase 2-like. Gene Ontology annotation, molecular function: heme binding; ent-kaurenoic acid monooxygenase activity; iron ion binding. The transcript is spliced from 8 exons. Bases 123 to 1622 code for a protein of 499 amino acids. Gene Ontology annotation, cellular component: endoplasmic reticulum. Lineage: Eukaryota; Viridiplantae; Streptophyta; Magnoliopsida; Fabales; Fabaceae. Gene Ontology annotation, biological process: brassinosteroid homeostasis; sterol metabolic process; brassinosteroid biosynthetic process. The record is from RefSeq and is a predicted model, not a curated record.
CUUGCUGGACCAAUUGACUUCCUUUUUUGCUGUUGUCGCCUCUUUUUCUCUAUCACUCAUCACUCUUACAAAGACCAUGCUCUUAACUAUUACUUAUAAAUACUAAGAAAGAGACUGAGGGAAUGACAUGCAUGAUGAUGAUGAUGGAGAUGGAAUCAUCAAAGUGGGUGGUCUUCAUGACCAUUGCUUGUGGCUUAUUGGUACUGAGAUCUAUUCUGAAGAGUGUGAACUGGUGGGUGUAUGAGUCAAAAUUGGGAGUGAAGCAGUACUCACUUCCCCCAGGGGACAUGGGGUGGCCCUUCAUCGGCAACAUGUGGUCCUUCCUCAAAGCUUUCAAGUCCAGGGACCCUGAUUCCUUCAUCUCCUCCUUUGUCUCCAGAUAUGGACGAACCGGAAUGUAUAAGGCCUUGAUGUUUGGAAAACCAAGUGUAAUUGUGACAACACCUGAAGCAUGCAAGAGAGUUCUUACUGAUGAUACUAAUUUUGAACCUGGUUGGCCUCGCUCUGCAAUAGAACUCAUUGGAAAGAAGUCAUUCAUUUCAAUUGAGUAUGAAGAACACAAGCGUCUUCGGCGCUUGACAUCAUCCUCAAUCAAUGGCAUGGAAGCACUUUCUCUGUACUUAACAUACAUUGAAGAAAAUGUUAUAAGUUCCUUGGAGAAAUGGUCCAACAUGGGAGAAAUUGAGUUCUUAACUCAGAUUCGGAAGCUUACUUUUAAAAUCAUUAUGCAUAUUUUCCUUAGCUCAGCAAGUGAACCUAUCAUGGAGGCUUUAGAAAGAGAAUACACAACACUUAACUAUGGAGUUAGAGCCAUGCGGAUUAAUAUUCCUGGUUUUGCAUACUACAAGGCAUUCAAGGCAAGGAAAAAUCUAGUUGCCAUAUUCCAAUCCAUUGUAGAUGAGAGAAGAAACCAAAGGAAAGGAUCUCUAGCCAAAAAAGCCAAUGAUAUGAUGGAUGCUCUGAUAGAUGUGGAAGAUGAUAAAGGGAGAAAGUUGGGUGAUGAGGAAAUCAUUGAUAUAAUGUUGAUGUACUUGAAUGCUGGUCAUGAAUCUUCAGGACAUAUCACCAUGUGGGCGACUCAUUUCCUGCAAAAGCACCCAGAAUAUCUCCAAAAGGCUAAGGCAGAACAAGAAGAAAUAGUAAAGAAAAGGCCUUCAACACAGAAAGGGUUGACUCUUAAGGAAAUUCGAGAGAUGGACUAUCUUUAUAAGGUGAUUGAUGAAACAAUGCGUAUAAUUACUUUCUCACUGGUGGUCUUUCGGGCGGCAAAAUCUGAUGUCAAUAUCAAUGGCUACACCAUUCCAAAAGGUUGGACAGCGCUGGUUUGGUUUAGGUCGGUUCACCUUGAUCCUGAAAUAUAUCCUAAUCCAAAGGAAUUUAAUCCUAAUAGAUGGAAUAAGGAACACAAGGCAGGGGAAUUCCUUCCCUUUGGAGCAGGAACUAGAUUGUGUCCAGGCAAUGAUCUAGCCAAGAUGGAAAUUGCAGUUUUUCUUCAUCAUUUCAUCUUGAAUUAUCAGCUUGAACAAGUUAAUUCUAAAUGCCCUGUGAGAUACUUACCACAUACAAGGCCCAUGGACAAUUGCUUAGGAAGGGUAAAGAAAUGUUCACCUGCAUUAACCUAAGAUGGAUGAGAGCUCACAACUAUGGCUCUUUGUAGUUGACCAAAACAAAAAACUAUGGCUCUUUGUAGUAUGAAAAUUGAUUGUCAUGCUAGUCGUCAAAUAAGUUUGUGUGUUUGAAUGUGUGUUUGUACUUACGUUCAAGUUGGCGAAAAAAAGGUUUAACAA